Peronospora matthiolae is the source of this 1065-nucleotide messenger RNA. The record is from the annotation of a GenBank genome assembly. Lineage: Eukaryota; Oomycota; Peronosporomycetes; Peronosporales; Peronosporaceae.
AUGGGGAAGGAAAAUGCUCUACCACCAGCGGCACGAGGGGCGAUUUGUGAUAUCGAUGUCGGUGGAGCCGCACCAAUUGCGCAAAGAGUCCGUCCGGUCGCACCCAAAUAUCGGGAGAAGCUGUCAGAUCUCAUCAAAGGACUGUUGGCAGACAAGAUCGUUCAGCCAUCCACGUCAACUUGGGCGUCUCCGAUAGUGGUGAUCAUCAAGAAGAACGGAGUGGACAUUCGCCUUUGCAUUGAUUAUCGAAGAGUGAACCAGCUGACGCGACUGAUGGUUUAUCCCAUGCCGUUGAUCAGCGAUCUGCUGGAAGAUCUGGAUAAAGCUCUAUGGUACUGUUCGCUAGACAUGGCUAGUGGAUUCUGGGUCGUCGAAAUGAACGGUCAACGGAGUCGGAUCGAAUCCACUCAUGAAACAAAUCUAUCGUCGAAGGAUAACGAUCGUGAGAUCGAAACCGAGAUCGCGAUGAGAAGAGAUCACGGGACCGAACGAGAAGAACAAGACAACAGACUGUCUUCAUUGGACGUCAAUCUUGCAGACAACCGAACAGGAAUAGAUCGGUCCGAGGCGACGCAAAGAUCUAAAGAGGACAAGCCGUCUAAGAUCGACGAAGCUGACUCCGCAGAAGCACCAGUCUACUAUCACGAGAGUGGAGGUUUGUUUGCCGACGACAUCGAGCAACACCUGGCGGUGUUACAAGAGAUGUCCACUGCUACGGAAGAAGUGACAAUUAACGACAUUCAGAUCGGCGAUCCGGACGUUCCUCUCACCGCAGAUCAACAAAGACUCAGAUCGCUGAUUUGGAGGAGCCGUCACCUUCUUAUGGGGAAGGAAAAUGCUCUACCACCAGCGGCACGAGGGGCGAUUUGUGAUAUCGAUGUCGGUGGAGCCGCACCAAUUGCGCAAAGAGUCCGUCCGGUCGCACCCAAAUAUCGGGAGAAGCUGUCAGAUCUCAUCAAAAGGACUGUUGGCAGACAAGAUCGUUCAGCCAUCCACGUCAACUUGGGCGUCUCCGAUAGUGGUGAUCAUCAAGAAGAACGGAGUGGACAUUCGCCUUUGCAUUGA